Molecule: messenger RNA, 503 nt
Organism: Macrosteles quadrilineatus (aster leafhopper)
Lineage: Eukaryota; Metazoa; Arthropoda; Insecta; Hemiptera; Cicadellidae
Product: U6 snRNA-associated Sm-like protein LSm3
Exons: 3
Coding region: 126-434 (102 amino acids)
Biological process (GO): P-body assembly; mRNA splicing, via spliceosome
Cellular component (GO): U4/U6 x U5 tri-snRNP complex; P-body; catalytic step 2 spliceosome
Molecular function (GO): RNA binding
Source: RefSeq, a predicted model, not a curated record
CAUCCAAUCCAAACAAAACAAAACAAUAAUAAACCAACAACAAACCGGACCGGAGAUAGGUUAGGUUUUAAAAACUAAUUGUCUUAGUUUAUAUCCAGGAUUUAAAACAUCAAUCUCUUUGAGAAAUGGCUGAAGAUGGUGAUCAGGUUACACAAAUUAGUGUGAAGGAACCUCUUGAUCUCAUUCGUCUCAGUUUGGAUGAGAGGAUUUAUGUAAAGAUGAGAAAUGACCGAGAGCUCAGAGGUAGACUUCAUGCAUAUGACCAACAUUUAAACAUGGUUUUGGGCGAGGUUGAAGAAACUGUGACAACGGUUGAGAUUGAUGAAGAAACGUAUGAAGAGAUCUACAAAACAACAAAACGAAACAUUCCAAUGCUGUUUGUACGAGGUGAUGGUGUGAUUUUGGUUUCUCCACCGAUCAGAGCUGGUGCCUAAGUCCUUUAACUAUGCUAACAAUGAAUUUGUGUUUUAUAAUGUAUUAAAUAAACUGUAUAUGUUUCCUUG